Molecule: messenger RNA, 2616 nt
Organism: Plutella xylostella (diamondback moth)
Lineage: Eukaryota; Metazoa; Arthropoda; Insecta; Lepidoptera; Plutellidae
Product: intraflagellar transport protein 122 homolog
Biological process (GO): non-motile cilium assembly; intraciliary retrograde transport; protein localization to cilium
Cellular component (GO): non-motile cilium; intraciliary transport particle A
Molecular function (GO): protein binding
Source: RefSeq, a predicted model, not a curated record
AUGGACAAGCAGCGUUGAUUGCCCAAAGACAAUUAUUUUUGUUUCGUAAUUUUAGUUUUCAAAAACUUUGAGAAAAAUUUAUUCAAUUUCAAAAUUAUUAACACAAAAGUUAGAUAAAUAAGACUUUGAAAUAGAUACGGUUAUUCAUCACAAAAUUUACUCCAACAGUGUCUGUUAUUUCCUAACGCAGAACUUUAAUUGUGACGUUUAACCUCCAAAUCGGAUUGUUUACGUUUGUUUUGUUUAUAUGCCGUUGUCAACCGCGACCAAAUUUUAUCAUGUAAAUGUGCUUUAAUUACUUAAAUAUAUAUCCUGAGACUGUAGUACCAAGAGUAUAAAAUGAGAACACUACCGAAAUGGGUGAACAAAAUACACGAAGCCGACAAAGUAGAGUUUUCGAGUGUCCACGCCAUAUGCUUCAGUCCAGAUGGCAGCCAGCUGGUCAUUGGCGCUGGUGAGAAGGUCAUGGUGUAUGACCCUCACGAUGGCGCGCUGGUGCAACUGCUGCAAGCUCACAAGGGCACAGUCCACGCCGUGGCGUACUGCGGAGACGGCAAGAAGUUCGCGAGCGGCAGUGCCGACAAGAAUGUUAUCAUUUGGACGUCCAAAAUGGAAGGGGUGCUUAAGUACUCUCACAAUGAAGCCAUCCAGUGCCUGGCAUACAAUCCGGCCACAUUCCACUUGGCGUCCUGUGCUCUCUCAGACUUCGCAUUCUGGUCAGCUGAAGUCAAGGCGGUGCAGAAGUUCAGAGUUGCUGGCCGGAUCACCAGCUGCGCCUGGUCCCCUAAUGGGCAGUUCCUUGCUAUAGGACUGGCUAGUGGAGCUGUGUCUAUUAGAGAUAAGACAGGCGAGGAAACCCAGCGCAUCACUCGCGAGGCAGCGGUGUGGGCGGUCACCUUCUCCGCAGCCACUCUGCUGGUUACCGACUGGAACGACACUCUCUCCUUCUACAAUUUGCAGGGACAACAGGUGUCUAAGGAGAGGAACAUUGGUAUAUCAGCAGUAUCGAUCUGCACGUUAGGCGGGCUGGUGGCGGUGGGCGGGCGCGGCGGCUGGGCGGUGCUGGCGGGCGAGGGAGUGGUGGUGACCGCGACCCCCCUCGACUGGGUGUGGGCGGUGGCGCCGGCGCCCCAAGGGGACACGCUGGCGGUGGCAUGCCACGACGGCACGCUGUGGAGCUACCAGCUGGUGUUCAGCACGGUGCACGGGCUGUACCGCGACCGCUACGCCUACAGAGAGAACAUGACCGACGUCAUCAUACAACACCUCACCACCGGCACGAAGCUGAGGAUCAAGUGUCACGAUAAGGCGCAUAAGAUUGCGGUUUAUAAGCGGCGGUUGGCGGUGCAACUGCCAGAGCGAGUGGUGGUCUACGAGCAAGGCGACGCCGACGGCCUCCUGUACAGAGUGAAGGAGAAGCUGCUCCAACAGCCGCAGUGCUCGCUCCUAGUCACUACUAGCGACGCGCUGCUCCUGUGCCAGGACACGAAACUGACGAUGAUCGGGCGGCGGGUGCCCAAGACUUGGACGGUUCCGGCACCUAUACGCUACGUGAAAGUGACCACCCUGUAUAUGGAGGAAGUACUGUUACUGGGCUUGCUCAAUGGACAGGUGUGGCUAGUAGAGCCGGCCGGCGGCAUCUGUCGCCUACUCCUCCGCGGGGCCGGCCGCGUGCGCUGCCUCGACGUGAGUGCCUCGCGAGCGCGCCUCGCGGUCGCCGACGACGCGGGGGUCUGCCGAGUGUAUUCACUGCCCGACGGACAGCUGUUGUACACGGUCAGUGACCUCUGUAGUGUUGCCUCGCGUGAUGACCUCUCUAGUGCUGCCUCGCGAGCGCGCCUCGCGGUCGCCGACGACGCGGGGGUCUGCCGAGUGUACUCACUACCCGACGGACAGCUGUUGUACACGGAAGAAAACGUCUCCUCCGUGUCAUUCAACGCGUGGUGCGAGCCACUACUCUGUUUGUCCGGCGGCGGGCAGCUCAGCGUGAAGGCGGACAGGUUCCCGGCCGCCGCGCAGCCGCUGCCGGGGUCGGUGGUGGGCUUCCAGGGCGGUCGCGUGUUCUGCCUGCAAGCCAACGCUAUGCAGACCAUCAACGUGCCGCUGUCGCACGCCAUGCACCAAUACUUGCAGCAUAAUAUGUUCGCAGAGGCGUACUCAGUGGCGUGCCUCGGGGUGACAGCGGCGGACUGGGAGCGGCUCGGGCAGGCCGCGCUGCAGCAGCUCAGCCUCGAGGUCGCCAGGAAGGCCUUCCAGAGGAGCGAGAACCGAGGCCUGCUGACGCUCAUUGAUCACUUGCAGGAACGUCUCUCAGCCGGCGAAGACCGCGCCAUAGUUCUCGGCACGGCGCUAGCUCACAUGGGGCGCUGGGCCGACGCCGCCGCCUCGUAUCUGUCUGUGGGGGCUCAAGCACAGGCUCUGAGCCUGUAUACUGACCUACGCAUGUUCAAUAAGGCCCAGGUAACAAUUACUCAGGAUGAAUGUCAAACUGUGUCAAAGAGGGCUGCCGCCUGAAAACUUACAAUAAAUAGCGAUUGUUUAAACACCGAUACGAAAGCACAGACACCGAUACGAGCAGCAGAAGCUUAGUGUUAAGAUUCCCAAUUCAUCUACGAA